GUUUGUUUUAUUUAGAUCAACUAGACAAAGGCAUUCUUCCAUCGUUCGCGUCUGGUUCGUUCCCCUCCUUGCCCGCUUCCGCUUCCGGCGAUCAGGCAAAGAAUCAUUUAUCUCUCCCCGCCAAUUUCUCAGCCACACCAAGCAUAUCCACCAUGAGCAGCGUACGGCGCAUGACGCCAACGGACCUGUUCUCGCUCAAUCUGACCAAUCUCGAUCCUCUGACGGAGAACUAUGACCUGGGAUUCUACCUGAACUAUCUGAUGCGAUGGCCGUCGCUAUUCAACGUGGUUGAGGAUCACGAUGGCAGUAUUGUUGGUUACAUAAUGGGCAAGCUCGAGGAGCAGCCCCCCUCGAUGCGACAUUCGGAACACUACACUCCCUGGCACGGACACAUUACCGUGUUGACAGUUGCGCCAGCAUCGCGACGACUAGGCCAUGCGCGCCGUCUGACCGAGAGCCUGGAGCGGUCCUCCGAUAUCAACGAUGCGUGGUUCGUGGAUCUGUACGUGCGCGCGGGCAACAAGGUCGCAGUAGGAAUGUACAAGGGAAUGGGAUACUCGGUAUUCCGACGAGUGGUGAAUUACUACAGCGACGACCCGACGGGUCUUUCAGAAGGCGAGGAUGCGUUUGAUAUGAGGAAACCGUGCAGUCGGGAUAAGAACUUGCAGCAUAUUCGCGAGAACGGAGAGCAGUUCCUGGUGAAUCCGGAAGAUGUCUAUUAGCGUUGUCGAUAUGGGAAAAGAUUAAAGCAUUAGGAGCAUUGGCCUCUGUGAUGAUGGGAUUAAUGCCGUGAUGCCUGAAUGCGUUUCUUUCUAAAAUUCUGUCUUAGAUUUGCAUGCCUUGGAAGAGAUGGAAUUAUCAGUGAAAAGGGGAAGAGAAAAGCGCUUGUUUCAUGAUAUAUAUACAAGCUUUGUUAUAAAUAGGAUAUAAUUAUUUUCCAGUUCAUGCG
Messenger RNA from Paecilomyces variotii, 949 nucleotides. RefSeq names its product N-acetyltransferase 5. Bases 153 to 722 code for a protein of 189 amino acids. Lineage: Eukaryota; Fungi; Ascomycota; Eurotiomycetes; Eurotiales; Thermoascaceae. Gene Ontology annotation, molecular function: protein-N-terminal amino-acid acetyltransferase activity. The transcript has 3 exons. The record is from RefSeq and is a predicted model, not a curated record. Gene Ontology annotation, cellular component: NatB complex. Gene Ontology annotation, biological process: N-terminal peptidyl-methionine acetylation.